Molecule: messenger RNA, 414 nt
Organism: Lactuca sativa (garden lettuce)
Lineage: Eukaryota; Viridiplantae; Streptophyta; Magnoliopsida; Asterales; Asteraceae
Source: RefSeq, a predicted model, not a curated record
UUUAAGUGAUGGUCUUCAGCCUUCUGAAACCAUGAUUGGGCACAUAGUUGAAAUGGAGGUACGUAUCAUUAUCUCUAUUUUUUAUUUUUAUCGUGACAUGGCUGAAAAUAUUGCUUUUUUGGGUAGAUGGAUUACAUAAACACAUCACACCCGAAUUUUGUGUGUGGGAGUAAAGUUGUGGAGGUUACCUUGCAGCAAGUGAAAUCUUCUAAGCUUGCAACAACAGUGUCGAGGCAAAAGGAUGGAGUUGAGUCUGAAAAAGCUCCACAAUCUGAAAGGGGUAUAAAGUCACGUGCAAUUCUUUCUAGGCCUGUUAAUGGAAUUGUCAUAGAACAGGUUCUCUUUCUUGCAUUUAACUUUUAAACACGUUUUAGCAUUGUUGUUCGAUAAUAUCUUAGAGAAGCAGAUUCUUUU